AUGCAGCACGUGGUUCAAUAUUGGUGCCCACAGUUCGAAACUUUGUCCUCCGAGGAAAUCGUCCUUCGACUUCAGUUUGGUUUCACUUCCGUGAAGCAGGAGGAGGAGUCGGACGAAGAUUCCAAUCAGCAGAUCUCAGCUGACAAGGUACGCACGUCUUCGUCGUCAAGCGCGAAGGACUUGCCUCAGAUGUUCAAAGCGCAGCAGGAACAGUCUGAAGAGCAAAGCCUUCCCGACGAAGCCGAGAGUGAGGAGCUGUCGCUACAGGCGAAAGCAGAGCUCGAAGAAGCGCAGAGAUUAUCCUACGAGGCCAAAGAGUCCGAACGCCGGAGAAGAGAAGAGGAAGACCAAGACCUCCUGAAGCAGGGGAGCAUCGAGCCGCUUGAGAAUCUAGACGAGGACCUAGUUCUUGCCAUUGCCGAGCGAAUGAUGAGCUGGUUGGAAAGUACUCAGAACCGGCAGAGUCUCUUCAAGUACCUCAGCCUCAGCGCCAAGGUGAAGGUCUGGUACAAGGAAAAGGCCCAGGCCUACUUCGAAGCGAAGCGGAGCUGCCUCGUCUCUCUGCUGGAGCUGGGCGAUGCCUCUGAGGCUGUGGCCAAGUUCCUCGAUGAGGAAACGGCCGCAGUUGAAGCUGCCGUGUUUGAGAUGCCUGCGAAGGGAAUGCACUGCCCCAAGCUCUUCGGCGUGGAGGGGGUUAGAGGCAAUGUCGACGUGGAUUGA
Molecule: messenger RNA, 720 nt
Organism: Symbiodinium necroappetens
Lineage: Eukaryota; Dinophyceae; Suessiales; Symbiodiniaceae
Source: the annotation of a GenBank genome assembly